CGUCGGCACCAUCGCGCCUGCGCCGCCCUCAGGCUAACCGCCAACCCGAUCCGCCCGGCGGCCUGGGACGGCGGAGCUCCGGCUGGCUGGCCGACCGACGGCGCUACGAAGUGAACACUCGACUCAGAAUUCCGCCAGUUCGCCGUGGCUUAAAAAUCUUGCCGCACUGCAACAAUCGUCUCAGUGUUUCAGGACGAUUUUCUAUGAUCAACAGCCAGGAGAGCAGGUUCCAAUUCUGCUCCUGGAACUCGAGGAGAAAAAAUGUAGGCUGCGGCAGUCCGGAUGAACUGCUGAAGAUAGCCCCUGCCGACUCUCGGAGUUUUGGGUAAUCCCUCAGGAUCCAGGAUGACUUGCAUCCCACUCCAGUUCCAUGAGUUGGCUGAUAUGGACAACGCGUGAUUCAUGGACUCUGCCUUAGAUGAGGCAAGAUGUCCCCGAUGGAGGAGGUGGAAGGGUGAGGAUGGAUUGUCCAUCAUUACAUAUGAAUCUGACACAGAAAAGAAACCUAGAAAGAAGAAAUCAAAUAAACCACCCGUGUCCCCAAAAUCUCCAUAUCUUUCAAACACAUACCUGCAUCCAAAAAAAGCAGCAGUUUGGAGGUCAUUGAAAGGCACAGGAACCAUCCACAUUGAAAACCCAUCAGUCAAGGUACCCAGAGAGCUGUGGGUGGCAUCACUCAAACAGAGUUUUGCUAUGUCCCAGUCACUGAAACCUGAAUGUGACUCUGCGUGUAGUCGAAGCUCAGGCUACACAAGUACACCAGAAUAUUUGAAAGAGGCGCUGGGCAUGAAAAAACCGAAGCAUUCACGGUCAGCCAGUAAUGGUUAUGUCCCUGGCACCCCUGACUACAAGGAGAAAGAAGACAUGUAUGAUGAGAUUAUUGAACUAAAAAAGAUUAUACAAACCCUUAAGGCCGAUAAUGAUAUCCUGAAAACAAAACUGAGACGAUCAGAGGAGGAGAACAGCAGAAAAGAGAAGCAGAUUGAGCAGUUGUUGGAACCUUCAAAGAGUUCGGAGUAUGCUAGGAACUUGGUUGAUAGAAAGAAUGACACUAGUGGGAUUGUUAAUGGAUUAAAACAGAGGAUCUUUAAAUUGGAGCAGCAGUGUAAAGAGAAGGACGGCAUCUUAAACAAAUUUCAAACUGAUUUGAAAACCACUAAUAUUGAGGAGAUGAAGAUUGCCAUGGAGACUUACUAUGAGGAGAUUCAGAGACUCCGACUUCUGUUAACGGACAACGAUACGGCAGAGAAAAGAUCAAUAGUAGAAAGCAGAGAGUUGCAGAAAGAAAUAAAAGUGCUCAAAUCAACAAUCCUCAGAUUAUCCAGAAGCCUCAAACAGUUACAAGAGGAGAAUAAAACUCUGAAGGCCAGCGUGGAACAAGAAUGCAGCAGCUCUUCCACAUCCAGUACAGCCCGAGGCUACAAUGAAUGGAGCAAAAGCAGGCUAGUGCGAAAGGUCCUUGAGCUGGAGAAAAAAAUUAACAGUCAUGAGCCAUGCAACUCAAAAGUAGGUGGCAUGAAUUUGGAAGAAAAGCUCCCACAAGCUGAAUGUAUCACAGUCCAAAUGCAACAACAGGAACAACAGCAAAUCAGCCAUCAGCAGGAAUGUAACCGCCUACGGGAACUAACAAAGAAACUGAAGGAGGAUCGCAUCAAUUUGCAGACCCAGCUGGCCAAAAAGGAUGCUGAAGUAAAGCAACAGCUUCAAGAAAAGGCAAAAAUGGAGAAAGACCUGCGGAGAUUAAAGGAAGUGAAUAAACCUGCUGAAGAAAACAAGCAUGAGGUUAGUAGUCUGAAGGAAAGGGUAAGACAACUGGAAGCAGAGUUAGAAGAUCAUCAGAGAGUGAAGAAACGACUGGAAGCGGAGUUAGAAGAUCAACGAAGGGUGAAGAAAAGAAUGGAAACAGAGUUGGAAGAUCAUCGGAGGGUGAAGGAGAACAAUGACUUCGCUAAGAAAGAAGACCUUGAGUUGGUGGAGGCUAUUACUAUGAUUCAAGCUUGUGCACGGGGGCACUCAGCACGGCAGAAGUUCGAGGACAUGUACUCUGUAAAUCUGAAGCAGAUGCCUGGAGCCUCCUCUUGGCAAUACAAGAGUCCUGACAUUUCUCACAACAACACUAUUCAAAACCAAAUCCAGACAGGCGAUGAGAGAGAUGAGGCCAUCUCCUUAAUCCAAUCCUCCUUCAGGGCUCAUCUGACUCGGUCACGGUAUCUCAAAGGAAGAAAGAACAUGUCUGCUGGAGACACCAGGAGUAACUCAGUCAUUGUGAGGAAAUCCAGUGAUGCCCUUCACCAGCCAAAGUAUUCAGGUUCCUGCAGAGAUAAUGAAAGUAGUGAUGAAAUAGAAGAGGAUCUAUUCAGGCAUAAAGGCACAGAAGAUGCAAAAUACUUAAAUAAAUUUAAACUCUCACCAAACAGUCCUUCAUCGGGUAAGAACAUGCGGAUUCAGGCCACAGCGAGAUCCAGCCAAAGCCUCUCUCGGGUAUCAGGAGAAGUGGAUUCUGACGAUUCUGACGAUGUCAUUUUGUUUUAACUUCAUGGCUACUGAAACAUCAAGACUGACUUUUAGAGGUGGAUUGUUCCACUCCAGGAGCCUUCCAAGAAAAAUGUCUUGAGAGUUGAUAGGCGAGUAGUUGAGGAAUUUAAUUUUGUUUGAUGAUAGAUAAAAAUACAGAACUCAUGGUGCACAAAUGGAAAGGGCUAAUUGUUAAUGGUGAAUUUAAUACUGUUUUACAAAUAUAUAUGAUAAAAGUGACAAUUUGCCAGAUAUGUUCAGCAGGUCAAGCAGCAAUUGGGUACAUAGAGGUAUGUUUUCUGAGGACUACUUAGUGCCAUCUACAAAAUGCUUUUUAGCAAUUCACCAAGGCUGCUUUAACACAACUUCAGAAAACCAUUUCCUUUGCCACCUUGAAGGAAGAGGUCAGAAGCCACAUGAGUAUGCCAUCACCUGCAAAGUUCAUUCCAAGUCACAUGCCGUUCUGGCUUAGAAAUAUAUCAGCAUUUCAUGGAUUUCUGGGUCAAAAGAAUGGAGUUCCUCAUUCAGCAGCAAUAUGGGAAUACGUCUAAUAGAGGUUCUGCAGCACGAGAAGACAACGGCUCACCACUACUUUAUGAAGAGGAAUCAGGAUAUAAUUUAAAUGCUAUGCUUCCAAGCAUUGCCUACAAUUUAUGGCCCAAAUCUAGCAUCAUUAUCCCUCAAUGGAAAGAAUUUUUACCUCAACUUCAGAACAUUUGCUUAUUUGAAUUUAACCUUACAGCCUAUUUCUUUGUGUAAUAACUCAAUCAAAAAAGAAAACACUGAAACAGCUGACAUCUGAAGGUUUGAAACAUAAAUUGCUGAAAGCUACUACCUAAUUCCAAGAGGCUAUGGACGAUGAGUGUCCUUUCCACCUUGGGAAGCAGUUCACUAGCAGCCCCGAGCCUCUUGUUGCUGCCACUCACUCCCACCCUGCCUUGUCUGUCUGUGGCCUCCUGCACUGAUUUAAUUAUGCCUAAUGUAAGCUUGAGGAACAGCACCUUAGUUGGGCACAUCCUAGACAUUUGGGCUACGUCAAAUUCAAAAAUGUAGGUGAUUUAUUGUCUCUAACAGAAUGGGCCAAGCCAUUCACGUGUGCUCUUGGCUCCGUUCUUCUCUCUCCAAUAGGAAAGCCUGACCUAUUCUGCCCUGACAAAGUGCCUUCAACCUGAAAUAUUAACUCUGCUUCUCUUUCUACAGAUACUGCCUGAUCUGCUGAGUAUAUCCACCAUUUUUUGAUCUGGCAAAAUAGUGUUAUGGAGAACGGUGCAGCAUAGGAACUAGCCCCAUCGGCCCACAAUGUCUUUGCUGAUGCCGACAAAUUCUCUUAGCUAAAUAAUUUCAUGCCAUUUUCUGUAUAUCCAUGUGCCUAUCCAAAAACCUCUUGAACACCGCGACCAUAUCUGCCCACACUACCCAGGCAGCGCAUUCCAGGCAUCCACCAACCCCCUGUAUGAAAAAAAAACCUGCCUUGCACUUCACCUUUAGACUUUGGCCCUUUCACCUUAAAGCUAUGCCCUCUAGUAUUUCAUAUUUCAUUCCCGGAAAAAGUCUGCACUAUUUAUGCAUCCCAUCAUUUUUUAUACUUCUAUCAGACCUCCCCUCAACCUCCAGCUUUCCAGAGAAAACAAUCUAAGUCUGUCUAACAUCUUGUUGCUAAUACCUUCUAAUCCUGACACCAUUCUGAUGAACCUACUCUGUGCCCUUUACAAAGCCUCCACACACAUCCUGUAUUGGGGCGACCAGAACAGCACACUAUACUCCAAAUGUGGCCGAACUAAAGUACUAUAAAUCUGCAUUGUGCCUUCCUGACUCUCAUACUCAAUGCCUCGACCAAUGAAGGCAAGCGUAUCAUGUGCCACCUUUACCACUCAAUCUACUUGUGUUGCCACUUUCAGGGAGCUAUGAACCUGGGCCCCAAAUCCCUCUGUACAUCAUUGCUGUUAAAGUUCUUGCUGUUAGUUGUAUAAUUUCCUUUUACAUUUGACUUCUCAAAGGGCAAAACAUCACUCCUGCUUGGAGUAAUCACCACCUUCCAUUUCUGUAGCUGAUCUAUAUCCCACUGUCUACUUUGACAGCCUUCCUCACAGUCCAUGCCUCCAGCAAUCUUGGUAUCUGCAAACUUACUAACCAAUCCAUCUACACUUACGUCCAAGUUAUAUUCAUAUAUAUAUAUAUUUAAUCACAAUAAACAGCGGUCCCUGCAGAACUCCACUGGUCAAAGAGCACCAACCUGAUUAUUAGCCUUCCACCACAACCGUCUGUCUUCCAGCAGUAAGCCAGUUAUGAAUACAUACAACCAAGUCACUGUUAAUCCCGUGCAUCUUAAUUUUCUGGAACAACCUACCAUGAUGAACGUUAUCAAAUGUCUAACUGAAAUCCAUAUAGACAACGUCCACUGCCCUACCCUCUACGAUUACCUUCAUUACCUCUUCUAAAAACUCGAUCAUUAGUAAGACAUGACCUGCCGCAUACAAAGCCAUGCUUACUGUCCCUAAUUAGCCCAUUCUCUUCAAAUUGGAGUAAAUCCGAUCCUGAAGAAUUCUCUCCAAUAGCUUCCCUACCACAGACGUGAGGCCCACUAGCCUGUAAUUCUCUGGAUUUUCUCAACUUCCCUUCUUAAACAAAGCAACAACAUUAGCUACUUUCCAGUCCCCCUGGACCUCGCCUGUGGUUAGAGAAGAAAACUCAUUGUCAAGGCUCCUGCAAUCACCUCUCUUGCCUCUCUCAAUAAUCUGGAUGAGACCCCAUCAGGCCCUGAUAAUUUACUACCACCUGAUAAUAACACCACCACCUUUUUAAUCUCACAUUAACAUUGCAUGUUAGUAUUCUCCACAUUGAUCUCCAUGUCCUUCUCUGGAUGCAAAGUACUCGUUUAGUGCCUUGCCUUCAUCCCCUGAGAGGUCCAGAAUUUUCCCUGGCUGCCAUCUUGCUUUUAAUAUAGGUAUAAAAAGAUGGGAUUUCCAAUAUUCCCACUCGCUAAAGUCAUUUUGUGGCCCCUUUUGGCCAUUCUAAUUACCCGCUUGAGUUCUUUCCUCCUUUCUUUAUAUUUAUCAAAGGCUCUGUCUGCUUUUAUCUUAAAUUUUGCAUACAUAUCCUUUUACUUUUUGACUAAAGUGACUACUUUAGUUAAGUUUAGUUCCCUUACUUUGCCCUCCUUAUUCUUCCUCGUCACCAUCAUGCAUCUAUUCAUUAGAUCUUGAGGUUUGUUUUAUAAACUGCAAUCUGAACAAAACCCCUCAGAAGCCAGAAUGCUAUUAGAAAAAGUUGCAUCUGACCUUCAUGAACAUGAACGAGAUAUUUGUCACCAGGAAAGCCAUGCAGGUUUAACACUUAAACUUCAAUAUGGCCUGACCAGUAUCUGAUUCUGUAUAAACCACCCAAGUUUCCUCCCUACAUAAAGUACAAUAAUUUAAAUAGUUUGUCAAUUGGGUUAUAAGACUCAACAUUCCAAAAUGGGCAGCUUUGUGGGAUUUAGAAAUGUGCUGGAUGGAAAUCAUUUUACAUGUCUAUUAUGACGGGGUAAUACAUUUGACCAGAAAAAGUGUCUCCUACCUUUCUCAUGUACAUUAAACAAAAACAGAACAUUGUGGACACUGGAAAUCAAAAUAGUAAUGGAUAUACUCAUUUGGUGAGACUAUCUGUGGAGAAGCACAACUGUUACAUUCGCGUUCCAUAUCAUUUCAUCAGGUCUUUUAUUAGCAGAUGUGACCUGACCUGUGGACUGUUACUCGUAUUCACAUAAUUAUGGAAGUUAUGACACUAAUUUGACCCAUGGUGAUUGUGCUUGUUAAAAAAGACCGCCUAAUUCCAACAUUGAGUCCAUUACUCUGCAAGUCAAAACUCUUCAGGUUCACAUCACACUUAUUAAAUGUGAUGAAGGGUUUUGCUGACCUUUGAGCAUUAAUUUCCCGACUACCGCUUUAUGUUUUGUCUCUUCUCCCUGCUACUCCCCUAUCCCCAUGGACUUAUUUUCUUUUUAUUAAACCAUUUGUUGUGUGCUGACUUGUUAAAAACCUUGCUAGAUAUCAUAAGACACUGACCUUAUUAACCCUCCUUAUAUCUUUCAUUAAAAAGUUCUCAUACUUGAGCUUUUAUAUCUUAUUUCUAUGCUUUGUGGCUUUCCUGUUGCAGAAGUGUACGUUGCAUUUUUUAAAAACCAUUCAUAGAAUAUAAAUGGUGAGACUGGCAGUUGGUUCCCAUGCAUAGUUUCCCAUGGGGUGAAAACCUUGGGUUUAGAAUUGUCACAAUGCUGUUAGAUAUGGGGUUGCAGAGCAUUGAUCAAAUAACAAUUUAAAACAUCUGGUCUCAAAUUGGAAUAUUGCAGCCCUUGGAGAGGAACAUUUGAAAUGGUUUACUCGGGUAUCUCCUGAUCUCAUAAUUUCUAGAUUAUUAAGCAUUGUGAUGAAGCUUUGACAAGAUUCUGUUGUACAUCCAGUAAAUACAUUGCACUUCAGCCACAUGGUGAUGGAGCUGCCUGAAGAAUGGAUUACUUUAUCAUGGAUAAUGUUGAGCUGCUUGAGUUGGAGCUGAAGCCAUCUUAGCAAAGUUGACAGUGCUUUCACAAUCCUGACUUGUGCCUUUCAAGUGGUAGAGAUGCUUUGACAUUGUAGAAGAUUCAUGUAUUGGAAUAUUGGGGGAAUUUGCAGUGAUGAGCUUGGGUUAAGGAACGGAUAUCAUUACUUUUGAAUAAUGUGACCUAUCUGAAUAUUUUGAUAAUAGCAUCUUCCUUGCAAUUUAUAUUGGAAGAGAGGAUAUUUAUGAUAUUUUCUGAUUCUUAUCAAUCGUGUAUUUAUGAUGCAUAAUUUUUGUCGUAUUUUUGUAAUAUAAGAUAUAUAUUUUAAUUUUUAUUGUCAAUAAAUAUUUGAAAUAAACUUUUUCUCAAAUUUUA
Messenger RNA from Amblyraja radiata (thorny skate), 7405 nucleotides. RefSeq names its product IQ motif containing E (gene iqce). The record is from RefSeq and is a predicted model, not a curated record. NCBI's taxonomy places the organism in Eukaryota, Metazoa, Chordata, Chondrichthyes, Rajiformes, Rajidae. Gene Ontology annotation, molecular function: protein binding. The transcript is spliced from 23 exons. The coding region runs from base 403 to 2532 and encodes 709 amino acids.